UUAAAUUUUAAAACUUAACUUUAUAGUUGAUUUUUACUUUUUUAUCGUAAUUUAUCUGUUACAUUAGUCUUUAAUAAGUCGUUUAAGAACACAUGUAUAAGUUUUACCCACAAAUUAUUAUUUUUCGCUGAUAAACGUUAUGUCAAUAUUAUAAUCAGUUGUAUACUUGUAUUCCAUCUCAACCCAAUCCUCCGUAUGAUUUAAACGUCUCCACUCAAGUGUCAAAGUGCAUUAAUCUUCCAUUUGAAAAAAAAACCCAUUAAUCUUAAACAAAUAUAGACUUUCAGUUCUCUUUUUUUUUACUUUUCUACACAAAUUCUGAAAUAGACUUGAAAAGAGACAUGAAAGCAUGAAGAAGACAUUGAGAAAGUUCUCUCUCUUUUUUCCUUUCUUUCAACAAUUCAACACAACACACUACCCUGUCUUUUUUUUUGUGCCUUUUCUUUCCCUCUGAUUUGGCUGCAUCUGCAUGCUGCUGCAAGAGAAGCGGGGAGUGUCCUGUGUGCGGUCUCCUCCUCACUCCCCCGCUUAAUCCUCUCUUCCUUCCAUCCAAACUUGCCACCUAUGGCGCCCUUAAAAAACACUCAUCCAAUUCACACCACACUUUCUUCUGAACAAACAAGAUCAAUCGAUACCCAAUGGAGAUGGAUGGCUGCUUGCUGUCACCAGAGGACACCCCUUGAUUAACAACACUCCAUCUCCCUCAGAGAAGAAGAAAUUCUGAAUUUUGAACAAGCAUAUAUAUAUAUAUAUAUUUGCAGAGAAAGAGAGAAGAGAUAGCUGCAUUGCAUGAGCUGAAGGGAAGAAUGGCGCUGUUUGAUCGGAAUCAGAAGCAGCGGUCGUCGCUGUGCUCGACGGCGACCGUCGUCGUGUUCGUGGCGCUCUGCCUCGUCGGCCUCUGGAUGAUCUCCUCGCCGGAGACCAUCCCGGCGGCGGCGGCCAACGUCAGCAAGAAGCCCGACGUCGUCGCCGUCAAGGAGGAGGACAGCUCGCUCGACGCCACCAACAAUGUCAAACAGAACAGCGCCAACGUCGUCGCCGAGACCGCCGCCGCCGACGAGGCCGCCGCCGCAGACGAGGACGACAACCCCGCGAAGCCGGCCGCCGGCGAGAAGGCGGCGGCGGCGGCGGCGUCGUCCAAGGACCAGACGUUCGACGACGAGAACGGCAGGACGGAGGGCGGCGCGCUCGUCAAGCCGGAGAGCGGCGGCGGCGACGAGGCGGCCUCCGACGUGAAGGAGAUCGGCAGCCUCGAGCAGGCGGCGAUCGACAUGAAGGACACCACCGAGCACUCGGUGGGUGACACCACCAAGGAGCCAGGCGUCGUCCAGGACAAGAGCUCCGAGGAGAUCACGAUGGCGGCGAGCGACGCGAGGGAGAGCAGCGAUGGCGGCGGCGGCGGCGGCGCGGCCAAGAACAAGCAGACGUUCGACGACGAGAACGGCAAGCUCGACGGCGUCAACCUGGUGAAGGACGUCGAGAACAAGACGAUGUCGGAGGAGGGCGCCAAGCCAUUGCCGGAGGAGACGACGACCGUGAGCAGCAAGAACUCGAUCGUCGCGGCGGCCGCCAUGUCCGACGAGAAGCUCACCGACAACAAUGGCGAGCAAGCGCAGCCGGUGGAGGCGCUGCCGAACGGGCAGGCCGAGCUGCUGACGGAGCGCGCGGCGCAGAAUGGGUCGUUCACGACGCAGGCGGCGGAGUCGAUCAAGGAGAAGAAGAAGCGCGCCGAGAAGAAGAAAAAGAAGAAGAAGAAGGUGAAGGCGGCGUCGGUGGCGGCGGCGGCGGAGGAGGAGGGCGGCGGCGGCGGCGCGGCGUCGUUGGGCUGGAGGCUCUGCAACACGAGCGCCGGCGCCGACUACAUCCCGUGCCUGGACAACGAGGCCGCCAUCAAGAAGCUCAAGACGACCGCGCACUACGAGCACCGCGAGCGCCACUGCCCCGCCUCGCCGCCGACGUGCCUCGUCCCGUCGCCGGAGGGGUACCGGGACCCGAUCCGGUGGCCGCGGAGCCGCGACAAGAUCUGGUACCACAACGUGCCGCACUCGGAGCUCGCGGCGUACAAGGGGCACCAGAACUGGGUGAAGGUCUCCGGCGAGUACCUCACCUUCCCCGGCGGCGGCACGCAGUUCAAGCACGGCGCGCUCCACUACAUCGAGCUGAUCCAGUCGUCGUUCCCGGAGGUGGCGUGGGGGCGGCGCAGCCGCGUCGCGCUCGACGUGGGAUGCGGCGUGGCGAGCUUCGGCGGUUACCUGUUCGACCACGACGUGCUGACCAUGUCCCUGGCGCCCAAGGACGAGCACGAGGCGCAGGUGCAGUUCGCGCUGGAGCGCGGCAUCCCGGCGAUCUCCGCCGUCAUGGGGACGCGGCGGCUGCCGUUCCCGAGCAACGUGUUCGACGCGGUGCACUGCGCGCGGUGCCGGGUGCCGUGGCACAUCGAGGGCGGGAUGCUGCUGCUGGAGCUCAACCGGCUGCUCCGGCCCGGCGGGUUCUUCGUCUGGUCGGCCACGCCGGUGUACCAGGAGCUGCCGGAGGACGUCGAGAUCUGGGGAGAGAUGGUGAAGCUGACGAAGGCGAUGUGCUGGGAGAUGGUGUCGAAGACGAGCGACACGGUGGACCAGGUGGGGCUCGUCACGUUCCGGAAGCCGGCGGACAACGCGUGCUAUAUGAAGCGCCGCCAGAAGGAGCCGCCGCUCUGCGAGCCCUCCGACGACCCCAAUGCUGCUUGGAACAUAACUUUGCGGGCGUGCAUGCACUGGGUGCCUACGGACCCAUCGGUGCGGGGGUCGUGGUGGCCGGAGCGGUGGCCGGAGAGGAUGGAGAAGACGCCCUACUGGCUGAACAGCAGCCAGGUCGGGGUGUACGGCAAGCCGGCGCCGGAGGACUUCGUGGCGGACCAGGAGCACUGGCGGAAGGUGGUCCGGAACUCGUACCUCACCGGCAUGGGCAUCGACUGGAAGACGGUGAGGAACGUCAUGGACAUGAGAGCCGUCUACGGAGGGUUCGCGGCGGCGCUGCGGGACAUGAGCGUGUGGGUGAUGAACGUGGUGACGAUCAACUCGCCGGACACGCUGCCGGUGAUCUACGAGAGGGGGCUGUUCGGCAUCUACCAUGACUGGUGUGAGUCAUUCAGCACCUACCCGAGAUCCUACGACCUCCUCCAUGCCGACCAUCUCUUCUCCAAGCUCAAAUCCAGGUGCGAGGUGUUGCCGGUGAUCGUGGAGGUGGACCGGAUCCUCCGGCCGAACGGGAAGCUCAUCGUGAGGGACGACAAGGAGACGGUGGACGAGAUCAAGGGGGUGGUGAGGUCGCUGCAAUGGGAGGUCAGGAUGACCGUCUCCAAGAACAGGGAAGCGAUGCUCUGCGCGAGGAAGACGACGUGGCGGCCCACGGAAGCCGAGGCAAGAUGACCUCGCCGUCACCGGCCGGCGAUCCAUGUAGUAGAGUCUUUUGGUCGGUUGAUCCGGUGGUAGCUGCAAUACUUAGCACGUACAGGGUGAUCUACACUACACUGGGUGCUGCAGCAUUGCAAUAACUGAGCUAGAUAUUACUGGAGCUUGUAGCUUUUUUUUUGGGGGGGUUUUGUUCUUCAGAUUUUUUUUUAUAGUUUUAUACUGAAGAACCUGUGACUUGGGGGGGACUUGAUAGUACAUAGAGAUUUGAAUGACACAAUAGCACACAUCUGAGGAGAUACAUUAUGUGAAAA
Molecule: messenger RNA, 3706 nt
Organism: Oryza sativa Japonica Group (Japanese rice)
Lineage: Eukaryota; Viridiplantae; Streptophyta; Magnoliopsida; Poales; Poaceae
Product: probable methyltransferase PMT26
Cellular component (GO): endosome; cytoplasm; trans-Golgi network
Molecular function (GO): methyltransferase activity
Source: RefSeq, a predicted model, not a curated record